AUGGUAAAUAAGAACGUUAAAGGUUACAACCCUAAUCAAAACAGGGGAACAAGUAAAGGAAGAAAUAUUAGCAAGAAUAAUAAAAUUAUUAAAAAUAAAGAAGGAGGUAAAAAUUUAUAUACUUGGUAUAUAGAUAAUAAAAUUGAUGAAAAAAAAAAAAAAAAUGAAGAUAUAGAAAAUAACAAAGCUAAAUAUUUUGAAGAUGUUGCUAUAAAUAAGAAUGUAGAAGAAUAUAUUAAUGUGAUAUGUAGAAUAAAAAAUAAUAAAAUUGAUAUAAAUAAUAAAAUUGAUACAAAUAAUAAACUUGAUACAAAUAAUAAACUUGAUACAAAUAAUAAUAUAAAUAAUAACAAUGUUGAUGUUAUAAAAAAGAUUUCUUAUAAUAAAUUAGUUAUAGAUACAUUCCAUGUAGGUAAUAAGAGUUCACUCAAUUUUGAAUAUACAUACGAUAGAGUGUAUGAUAUAGAAAAUAAUAAUCAUAUGAUAUUUAAUGAUUAUAUAAAAAAUAAUAUUAAAAAUAUAUUCCAAGGUAUUAAUUGUAGUAUAUUAGCAUAUGGACAAACUAAUAGUGGGAAAACGUAUACUAUGUUAGGAAAUUUUGAUUUUCUGAAUAAUUUAUUUCAUCUUUGUAAAGAUUAUAAUACUUGUCAUAAUAAUGAAAAUAAAAUUAAUAAGGUACAUGAUAAGAUAAACCAUAAAGAUAAUAAUGACAAUAAUAAGGAUGCUACUCAUAAUAAUAAUAAUAUUAUUAAGACUAACAUAAACAUGAAUAACUCUGAUCAACAUAAUGAUAUUCAUUUAACAUACGAUGAAUUAACCAACUGUAUAACAAACGAACCAAAUAAUGUAGGUAUCAUACCACAUUGUAUUAAUUACAUUUUUAAUUAUAUAAAUUAUCAUAAACAACAAGAUAAAAUUAAUGAUAAAAUAAAAGAAUUUACUGUUACCUUAUCCAUUCUCGAAAUAUACAAUGAAGUGAUUUAUGAUUUAAUAAGUGGAGAAAGCAAUUUAUCUGUACAUAUGAUAGAUUCUAAUAAAAACGAAUUUAUUAUAAAAAAUCUAAAAGAAGUGGAAAUCGAAAAUAUUAUUAGUGCUCUCUAUUAUUUAGAACAAGGAGUAAAUAAUAGAAAAAUAGCGUUUACACAUAUGAAUAAAGCUUCUUCAAGAUCCCAUUUAAUAUUUAUUAUUAAAAUAAAUAGAUAUAUAUAUUCAACCAACACUAUAAGAUGUGGGAAACUAUGUCUUGUCGAUUUAGCAGGAAGCGAAAGAUUAAAACAAACCAAAGCAACGGGAUCGAUCAAAAUAGAAACUACUAUGAUUAACAAAAGUUUAACUGUUCUUAGUAAAGUUAUUAAUUCUUUAGCUAUCAUGCAGAUAAAGGAAAAAAUAGAAAAAAACAUCAAGGAAAAGGAAAAGAAUAAAGAUAAUGACAAAGAUGAUGACAAAGGUAAUGACAAAGGUAAUGACAAAGGUAAUGACAAAGAUAAUGACAAAGGUAAUGACAAAGGUAAUGACAAAGAUAAUGACAAAGGUAAUGACAAAGGUAAUGACAAAGGUAACCAUAACAUUAAUGAUAACAUUAAUGAUAACCUUAAUGAUAACCUUAAGGAUAACCUUAAGGAUAACCUUAAGGAUAACCUUAAUGAUAAGGAUAAAUAUUCGUGUGAUAACAAUAUAAACAUAAAUAAUAACAACAGUCAUAUAAAUAAUUCAAGUCACAAUCCACACAGUAAUACCUGUAAUAUACAUAUUCCUUAUCGAGAUUCUAAACUCACAAGAGUAUUAUCCGAUAGUCUAGGAAAUAAUUGUAAAAGUAUUCUCAUAUGUACGUUAUCUUCAAAGUUACAAUAUUUAAACGAAACGGCAUCAACAAUAAAAUUCGCGCAAAGGGCUAAAAUGGUUAAGGCCAAACCAAUCGUGAGAGAAGAAAAAGUAGAAAACAAAAAGGAAGCUGAUACAAAUGAAAAAGAAAAAAAUAUGAAAAAAAAAAAGAAAAAAAGAAAUGAAGAAAAAAAUGAUAAUAAUGGUGAUGAUUAUAAGGAAGAUAAUUAUGAUGAUGAUGAUGAUGAUGAUGAUGAUGAUGAUGAAAAAAAUAACCUGUAUGACAAUAAAUUAAAUAUUUUCCUCAAUUUUAAUAAAAAUCACAUAACCAAAGAUAUCAUCUUCUUUUGUUUUAGUCUCUGUAUUUUCAGCUAUAUAUGUGGAUUUAAAAGCACUGGAAAAGUGAAAUAUUUAGACUUCUUUAUUGAAUCCUAUAAAAAUAAAAUCGACAUUAUUAAAGAGCAACUUAACAAAAGUAACGAAUCAAACAAAAAUGACAUAAACGAAUAUCUUAUGAAAACCUUUGACGAUUUAAAAGUAUUAACAGAAGAAGAGAGGCAACGAAAUAUGAAAUUAAAUAUGGAGAAAUUAAAAAAAUGUAAAGAUGAUAAUAAAAAUACAAUAAACCAAAUACAAAAGAAACAAGAAAAUGAAGAACACGCUUUGACCAUAAGAAAUUUAGCUAAGGUAGAUCCUACCUUGAUUUCUAAAUACGAUAUACAGAAGAAAUAUCAACAUAAUAAUAAUGAUGUUUAUGAUGAAGGUGUACAUUAUUUAAAUGUAGACGAUAAUAAUAAUGAUGAUGUACAUGCGGAUAAUAAUGAUGAGACACAUAUUCAUGAUAAUGAUAAUGAUAAUGACGAUGAUGUGUUAAUAGGUGAUAUAUUAGUAAAGAUGAAAAACGACAUAUGUAAUAUAAUAAAAUUCAAUUUGACCAGUUUAAAAUGUAAUAGGAAGGAAAAUGAUGAGAUAUUUGAAGAAAUAUUACAUAUAGUAAAUUCUGUAAAAGAAAAUAAUGACAUUUUUUUAAUAAAUGAAUUAAAAAAUAAUUCAAAAGAUGAAAAAAAAAUAAAUAAAAAAAAAGAUGCUCAAGGAGAUAAAAUAAACAUUCCAGAUGAUAACAACAACAACAAUAAUAAUAACAAGAUUAGUUUUAAGUCAAUAAAAAAUAUGAAUAUUGUAAAAAAGUAUUUAAAAAAGGAUGAUGUUAAUAAAAAUAAAAAUACAAAAUCAAUUUUAAAUAUAAACCAUAAAGAUGAUAAUAAAUGUUAUCAAGAUAAUAAUGAUAAUGAUAAUUAUAUUACUGGUGAUGAUAAAAAUAUGAAUAAUAAUAUAAAAAACAAAAAUGACAUAUUACAUUAUCAAGUAUUUGCACAAAAAAUAUUAAGUGUUACAAAUAUACAAAAUAUAUUUAAUUAUGUAAAUCAUAAUUAUACCAAAUUUAUUAGUGAUUUUACAACAGAUAAAAGUACAGUAUUUUCUAAUUUCGAUCUUAAAGAAAAUUUAGAUAGACAAAUUAUUGAAAAAAAUAAUACUAUAUAUAAUUUUAUACAUUCGGCUACAAUGUUUCAACAUAGUCAGACUUUAAAAAAUUUAAACAGUAAUUAUUUUAUUAAUAAAAUACAAACAGAAAUAUAUAAUAAUUAUCCACAUAUUAUUCAUAUGAAAUAUAUGCCGAGUAUAAAUAAUAAUGAACCUAUUAUUACAGAAAGACAAAAUGAUCUUAUAGUUACUACACCCCUCAAAAAUAUAUUACAAAUUAAUAAGGAAUAUAAUAAUACAUAUAAUACACACAAAUAUAUACCCAUUAAAGAUAUUAUACCUGAUCAUACAACAAAUCAAAAUGAAACGACAUGUGCAAUAAAUAAAAGUGUUACAUUUUUUAAUGAACAUGGGGGAAAUAAACAUUCUGAAGAAGAUUUAUCGAAUAAAAAUAAUAUCCCCAUAGAGGAAAAUAAAAAAGAAAUAAACAACAAAAGUAUCACUUUUUUGAGACAAUCUCUUGAAGGAACAAAGAAUAAACAAGAUGGAAGUUUCAGCAAUAUAGCUCCUACCAACAAAAAUAAUAAGAAUUAUGAUGAUGAUAAUAAUAAAAAUAAUAAGUAUGAUGAUGAUGAUAAUAAUAAUAAUAAUAAUAAUAAUAUUAAUAAUGAUGAUGAUAAUAUUUGUGUAGGUGAAAAAAAACAUAUAAGAAAUCACGCCCAUAAAGACCAAUCAUAUGAAGUACAAAAUCAAAAAGAUAAAAAUUCCAAAAAAAAAGGAUCCUUUGUUCAUAACAUAAACGUGUCAGAUAAAAGCGACAAUUCUUUAGAAUUUACAAAAUUGUUAGAAGAUAAAGAUUUUAAAAAGUUAUAUGAAUAUUUAAUAGAAAAAGAAAAUACAAAUGAUGUGAAUACAUUCAUACAAAAAGAAGAGCAUAUGAAUAAUGCUCUUAAUGAAUUAGAAUGUAAAAUUAAUUCUGAGAUAAGAAGAGUCAGUGAUCAUAUUGUAGUAGAUUAUUCAAAAAAUAAUCAUAAAAAUAAACAUAAUAACAUGAAUCAUAAUGAAAAUUCAAGUAGAAAAAAUAGCAAUAUCAAUAAAAAUGAUAUAUAUAAUAAUAAUGACAAUAUGAUCAUGGUAGUAAAAAAAAAAAAAGAAAAAAAUUAUAAUAACUUAGAUAUAUCUUAUUUAGAAAAAAAAAGAAAUACAAAUUUAUUCAUUAAAAAAAUAUUUCAUAUUAUUAAAAAUAUUUUCCAAAAGAAAGAUUUUAAAGAACCCAUCGAAAUAAAUGUUUCCGAUAUUAUUGAAAAUGAAUUAUUACAUAAUAAAAAAUUAUUAGAAAAAAAUCUAGACUCAUAUAAUAUCAGAAACUUCUUUAUAAAUAAUAAAAAAAUAUAUCUAUUAAAUGAAUCUGAAUACUCUCAUUUAAGAGAAUUGAUUAAUUAUAAAAAUAAAAUGUUAUCAUAUCUUAAUGGGGAGUAUAAAAAGUAUAAACACACUUCUCAAUAUAACACAUAA
Plasmodium falciparum 3D7 is the source of this 4818-nucleotide messenger RNA. RefSeq names its product putative kinesin-15. The record is from RefSeq and is a predicted model, not a curated record. The transcript has a single exon. Gene Ontology annotation, molecular function: microtubule binding; microtubule motor activity; nucleotide binding. Lineage: Eukaryota; Apicomplexa; Aconoidasida; Haemosporida; Plasmodiidae. Bases 1 to 4818 code for a protein of 1605 amino acids. Gene Ontology annotation, biological process: microtubule-based movement.